This is a messenger RNA of Striga asiatica, 1339 nucleotides long. The record is from the annotation of a GenBank genome assembly. Lineage: Eukaryota; Viridiplantae; Streptophyta; Magnoliopsida; Lamiales; Orobanchaceae.
GAAGCAUCAACAUCUUUGGCGCACGUUGUUGGACCAAAACUGACCCCCAGAAAAUCUUACCACUCACAUUUUAACUCCCUAAAACCCUAAACCUCAGCCUUUUCUCUCUCUCUCUCUAAUCCGACACUCGAAGCGAACUGGCACUUCUUUCUAAAAUCGUCCACAUAAUCGACCAUCAACUGAAAAAGACUGAGUGAGUAGUGAAUUCAAACUUGUGAGCCUGAUGGAUCCUGAUUUGCAAGCUAAUACCACCAAGAAUCCUCCCAGGAAGGUGAAAUUUGCCCCAAAACGUCCUCCCAAGAGAGAGCCGAAACCCAUCCCAACCAAAGUUGAAAAAGCUGAAAAUGAUAUUGAUGCCGCCAAGGCAGAGCAACUUCUACGCCGCUUUAAUGAAGCAUCCCUGAGGGAUCAGAAGCCGAAAGUCGAGAGGAAAGUGGGACCCACACAAGUCUCAUUUGGCUUCGGAGGAUCAUCUUCUUCGACCCUCAAGUCAUACGGUGUGCCCAAGGCCAUCAACAAUAAGCAGGGCUCGUCUUCUGAAGGCGAGUGUGGUUUCGAGCAGCAGAGAGAAUAUAAGGAACCGUGGGAUUAUUACACCUAUUAUCCCGUAACUCUUCCAUUGAGGAGGCCAUACGCGGGAAAUCCAGGCAUGUCUCCACAACAACUUGAUGAAGAAGAAUUCGGAGAAGAUUCACUGGCAUCGGCUUAUGAUGAAAACGUGACGAAGCCAGCAGAAGAGCUUGGUUUAUUGGAUGAGGAUACAGAGGAUAGCAUGUUAUUCUUUCAGUUACCAUCAUCAAUGCCCAUGCUGAACAAACCCGCUUAUGAUGAGGUCAAAGGGCCCGAAAAUAAUGGAAAGCCCGUUAAGGGAAAAGCCCCUUCUCGAAAUCCGUGUAGCUUAGAAUCACUUCCAGCCGGCCACAUGGGCAAGAUGCUGGUUUACAAGAGUGGUGCCGUGAAAUUGAAGCUUGGCGAGACAUUAUAUGAUGUAUCUUCAGGUUUGAAUUGUGUGUUUGCUCAAGAUGUUGUUGCGGUGAAUACGGACGAGAAACAGUGUUGUAACUUUGGGGAGCUCAAAAGGCGUGCUGUUAUAACACCCGACAUAGACAUCAUUUUAGAUUCUAUGGCCGAGUUGUGAUUGAAAUUUUGUUUGUUAGUUUCUUGAAAUUUUGCUUGUAAACACAACAUGCAAUUUAGUUGAACUCAGAGAUUUGAUCUUAUCAUUAUAGGGCUAGACUUGGUACAACAUACAGAGCCCGUGCGAUGCACGGGGUGCACAAUUUUAAGGCUAUUUAUCCAGGCUUAUAAUUAUAUACAUGAAUAAAAAAAAAUGUACGGG